Messenger RNA from Coregonus sp. 'balchen', 15549 nucleotides. NCBI's taxonomy places the organism in Eukaryota, Metazoa, Chordata, Actinopteri, Salmoniformes, Salmonidae. The record is from the annotation of a GenBank genome assembly.
CGGCUGAAAGUGCGGGUCAGUUGACCAUGCUGCUACGGAGGCUGUCUCUGUGUGUCGGGCUCCCCCUGAACCCCAGGACUCAACGCGCCAUCAUCUUCCCUCGUCUAGCCAAAGCACUGACACAAGGCAAGUGGGAAUGGCAAACAUAUGCAUACAUUCAAAUACCCACACACAUAAUAUAGGCCUACGUGCACCUGUAAUUGAGGAGAUGUAUAGAUGUCUAUGUAGGAUAAAUGUUGAAAAUAUUAGGCUAUUAUUCCAGUGAUUGCAAUUUCAAUGAUUUCAGUAGCUUGAGUUUUUAGUAAUAGCAUGAUCAUUUCCCCAAGCAAGAAGGAUAGCCUAGUUCCCUAAAUUGAUCAAGUCCCAAUCGUUCAAUGAUAUCAUCUUGCAUACUUGUGUAUACUUUUUUAUCCUCCUGGGGCCCCUGAUAACAUGAGUUGGGAUUGAUUGCAUUAAGAUAAUGGAGGCCUAUCCCUUUCUGUCCAUCUUAAUCUAUCUCUCUGUUUCUGUUAUUUCCCCUCACCCCUGCACCCCAGUCUUUUUCUCUUCCCCUCUCUGUUUCUAUCUCCCUCUCUCCCUAUCUCUCUCAUGCGGUUGGCUGCUCUUUAGUGGAGAGAUGUGUGCAGUUAGCACUGGCUUUGGCGGUUGCCGUGCUGAUGUGACAGUUUGCACCCUGGCAUUUUCCAUCUCCAUGGAUACCAGGGAAUUUAGGAGGGGGGUGAAGGGGAUUCCUGGCUGCUCUGUUAGCCUAACACUUUAUAUAAUCAGUGAUGGACCAAAACAGAACCUAGCACACACACAUACUGGUAGGAGAUGUACUGUUGUGUGUAUGCUUAUGCUGGUUAGGCACAGUGUUUAUGAACAUUGUCUCAAGCUAACAUGGGUAUGUGUGCACAGCACACUAUAUGCAUAUGUGAAGGUUGCAUGAAGCUGAUCUGUUAUCUUAGAUCUUCCCUCCUCCAUUUAGGCCCUGCUUUAAUUAUUCUUUCAUCCAAGUAAGGGAGGGAGGCAAUAAGGAUACAUGUAUAAAGCAUUUGAACAGGGCUUCAGACUAGAGCUGGGACGAUAAACUGGAAAUGAUCGACACCGACCAUACUGAUCAUUUAUCGCUGUAGCGGGUGAUGAUGGACAGAGUCAGACGCAGGAGAGGAAAUCACAGAAUAAAUGGUUUAAUCAAUAAACAGAGGUACGCAGCAAUGUGUAAUACACACCAGUGCGGACAAACGGCGCACUGGGGAAAAUAAGGCACACGGGUGAAUAACCCAGCGAUACACAAUAGAAACGAGCUCCACCGAGCUAUAAUCUCUACAAUAAACAAUCCCACACAAAGACAAGGGGGCAGAGGGAACACUUAUACAGGUACUGAUGAGGGGAUAUGAACCAGGUGUGUGUAAUAAACAAGACAAAACAAAUGGAAUGAUGAGAUGAGGAGCGGCAGUGGCUAGAAGGCCGGUGACAACGAACGCCGAAGCCUGCUCGAACAAGGAGAGGAGGCAGCUUCGGAGGAAGUUGUGACAGUAGCCCCCCUCCCCCUUGACGCGCAGCUCCAGCAGCGCGCCGACUCCGGCCUCGGGGACGGCCAGGAGGACGUGGAGCAGGGCGAGCCGGAUGGCGACGGUGGAAAUCCCACAACAGGGAGGGAUCGAGGAUAUCCCUCACCGGGACCCAGCACUGCACCUCUGGACCGUACCCCUCCCACUCCACGAGGUACUGAAGGCCCGGCCUGAGGAGAGACACAGGGAACGAGGGGUUAAUACGGUAAUCUGGAGGGAGUAGUAACCUAAAGGUAACCUUGUUUAUUCUCCUCAGGACUUUGAACGGCCCCACAAACCGUGGGCUCAGCUUCCACCAGGGCAGGCGGAGGGGCAGAUUCCGGGUUGAGAGCCAGACCCAAUCACCCGGUACAAAGACCGGGGCCUCAUUGCGGUGGCGGUCAGCGUUGGCCUUCUGGCGACGCAUGGCGCGCUGGAGGUGGACGUGAGCAGCGUUCCACGUCUCCUCCGUGUGCCGAAACCAGUCAUCCACCGCAGAAGCUUCGGUCUGGCUCUGAUGCCACGGUGCCAGAACCGGCUGAUAACCUAAAACACAUUGGAAUGGCGAUAGGUUAGUGGAGGAGUGGCGGAGAGAGUUCUGGGCAUAUUCGGCCCAUGGCAAGAACACUGACCACUCCCCCGCCCAGUAGGACCGCAGGAACCUACCCACGUCCUGAUUCACCCGUUCCACCUGCCCAUUACUCUCGGGGUGAAACCCAGAGGUCAGUCUGACCGAGACCCCCAGACGUUCCAUGAACGCCUUCCAGACCCUGGAUGUAAACUGGGGACCCUGGUCAGACACUAUGUCCUCUGGCACCCCUUAGUGCCGGAAGACGUGAGUAAACAGGGCCUCCGCAGUCUGCAGGGCCGUGGGGAGACCGGGCAGAGGCGGCAGGCUUUUGAAAAGCGGUCCACAACGACCAGGAUGGUGGUGUUACCCUGAGAGAGGGGAAGAUCAGUGAGAAAGUCAAUACACAGGUGGGACCAUGGUCGUUGUGGAACUGGUAAGGGCUGUAACUUACCCGCUGGGAGGUGCCUAGGUGCCUUACUCUGGGCGCACACUGAGCAGGAGGAGACAUACACCCUCACGUCCUUAGCCAAGGUAGGCCACCAGUACUUUCCGGUCAGGCAACGCACUGUACGGCCGAUACCUGGGUGACCAGAGGAGGGGGAUGUGUGUGCCCAAUAGAUCAGACGGUCACCGCGACCAAGCAUGUCCCGAAACACCUCACUCAAAACAUUCCUCCCUCUCUCAAUCAUUCUAUCUCUCUCUGUCAGUUUCAGUCAGUACCAGUUCUGGAGGCGCGGGUCUGUGCGGUAGCCGGACAGAGUGGUCUGAUGGCCCUGUAUGAGGCCAUGUUCACGCAGUACAGCACAAUGUACCUACACUUUCUCAAUGUAUUUGAAUUCGCACUGUUACCCAGCACAAUUGCCCCUCAAUAAAGUUUUAUCGAAACAGGAUUUGCUCUGAUGUAAUCCCAGGUCCUGGUCACCAACCUGGACUUCCACGACGACCAGAAGCGGCGGAACCUGAACAACACCCUGCAGGAGCUGCUCCGCAUGAACAUCAUACCCAUCAUCAACACCAACGAUGCCGUGGUACCCCCGCCCGAGCCCAACAGCGACCUCCAGGGGGUAAACAAGGGUACAGGGCACAGGGGGGAGAGGUGUGUACAGCGGAAUAGUGUUAGCUGCUAGCAUACUAGCAUACAGCUGUUACAUUUCACCGCCUCGCCUCGCUCUACCUGCCCGCUAACCCUCCUUUGCAUGCAGGGAGGGCUAGAGGAGAUGGGAGGGGUGCAUGCAUCACUUUAGUUUCCUUUUGGAUGAGAGCGGACUGGGCCUAGAAGUGUGGCUGUCUGGGGCUGACUCCUGGAGGAAGAAGCACGCUUCUUUUCUCCUUUCGCAAGCCCAGGCGGAACGAACAAGUUCUUCUGCUGUAGAAAACGCACUACUACUAGUAAUAAACGACUAAACAUUGUAGUAUCAGUGGCUUUGCUAACCCACACAGUAGGCAAACCAAUAUCAACAAUAGCUCAUCUGCAUAGUGGAGCUAAUCUACAUGUGGUGCUUCACCUUAUCAUGAAAUGCUUCGAUUUUAGUGACACAUUUUCUUAUCAAUUUCAACUGAUAACAAACAUCAGAAAACAGUCUAGUCAUUGACCCUUGACCCCAUCAAUUUCUAUCUCUUGCUGUGAGACUAAUACGUUUUUCCUCCACUUCAGGUCAUCAGUAUAAAGGACAAUGACAGUCUGGCUACACGCCUGGCCGUGGAGAUGAAGGCAGACCUGCUCAUCGCUCUCUCUGAUGUAGAAGGUACGCUGCUAACACAACAACACAUUAACACCCAUUAGGUAACGCUACAACAAUACAUUAACACCCAUUAGGUAACGCUACAACAACACAUUAACACCCAUUAGGUAACGCUACAACAACACAUUAACACCCAUUAGGUAACGCUACAACAACACAUUAACACCCAUUAGGUAACGCUACAACCACACACAGUCAUUUAGGAGCAUUCAUGUAAGAGAGAGAACUACAGGUUUUUGGGGUUGUGUUUAUCAGGCACUGAAUGGAAGAAAACAGAGUGAAACAAGGAGUGACCACCUGGACUUGUCCAAUAGGAAACCCUAAUUUUUGUGCCCUAAUAAACACGACCCUGGUUGUAUUUGGAAAUAUCACUGAUGGAUUGGACUGGAAGGUCAUCUUUGUGCAUGUUAGGCUAGCACUAAAGUAAACAAUCAUGUGACCUCCCAUCUCUCGUAGGACUGUACGACAGCCCUCCUGGAACGGAUGACGCCAAACUCAUUGACAUCUUCUACCCUGGUGACCAGCAGUCGAUCACCUACGGUAAGAAAUCCAGGGUGGGGAUAGGAGGCAUGGAGGCCAAGGUACUUAUACAGAUGCCAAUGUUAAUUUUGGCAGUCUUUUUUUAGAUUUAGUCUAGUCUUAGUCAUUUUGACUAAAAUAUCAUUAAGUCUUAGGCACAUUUUUGUCAUUUGAAUAAUUAUUUAGUCUAGUCAUUGUCAAAAUGACGAAAACAGUGGGCCAUUUUAGUCAACUAAAUACCCUUUCAUUUUAGUCACAUUUUAGUCACAUCGCAUUUGUGUUGCCUCAUUAACCUAUAGUAAACAUAAAUCAGUGACUUCCAUGUGCGCAAACAUAAAGUCUUAAUAGGGCGUUGGGCCACCACGAGACACCAGAACAGCUUCAAUGCACCUUGGCAUAGAUUCUACAAGUGUCUGGAACUAUUGGAGUUCUUCCACGAGAAAUUCCAUCAUUUGGUGUUUUUUUGAUGAUGGUGGAAAAUGCUGUCUCAGGCGCCGCUCCAGAAUCUCCCAUAAGUGUUCAAUUGGGUUGAGAUCUGGUGACUGAGACAGCCAAGGCAUAUGGUUUACAUAGUUUUCAUGCUCAUCAAACCAUUCAGUGACCACUCGUGCCCUGUGGAUGGGGGCAUUGUCAACCUAUGGGGCCAUAGCCAUGGUAGCCAAAAUAGUGGCCUGCCCAGCUAUUUUAUACAUGACCCUAAGCAUGAUGGGAUGUUAAUUGCUUAAUUAACCCAGGAAUCACACCUUUGUGGAAGCACCUGCUUUCAAUAUACUUUGUAUCCCUCAUUUACUCAAGUGUUACCAUUAUUUUGGCAGUUACCUGUAGAUUAGAAUAGAAAAAGUGUGUGUUCAAUACAUGUAAGAGUGGAGGACUACAGAGGUUCUAGGUCUACAUGUCUGUAAUCAGGUUUUAAGAAAGUCUUUGGAACUCAAUGUGUGUCAGAGUGAGAUUUGGCUUUAACCCACUGUUAAGCAAGUCUUUACAUUGGGGGCCAAAUCCUUACUUGGGAAACAGAAAAUUGGUUAAGUGUAUCCCCCCCUCUACCUCCAGGUAAAGGCUGCCCUGUGGGCCCUACAGGGGGGCACGUCGGUAGUCAUCGCCAACGGCAUCCACCCCAAGGUGACGGGCCACAUCAUCACUGACAUCGUGGAGGGCAAGAAAGUGGGCACCUUCUUCUCCGAGGUCAAACCUGCCGGUGAGUUCCCCCGGGUCAUCUCUGGGUGACAGACACUGGUGAUGAAGGUUUGAUGAUGAUGAUCACCAUGACAACAAUGAGCAUAAUGAUAAUGGUGAUAAUUAUGGCGAGGAUCACAAUAAUGAGGAUUAUGGUGGUUCUUAUAAUGAAGAAGAUGUUUGUAAUUCUAAAUGAUGAUGAUAAUUAUGGUCACGACAGCCUCAUCGAGAACCAGGCUUCCCUAAUCGGAAAAGCCUGGUGAAGUCUAUGGCAGAAAGUAGCUACAAAGGGGUGGAAACCAGUGACGCCUCGCAACACGUCAAACCAAUCAACUGCCUUGCUUGGGCAGAGCUCAAAAGUGUCUGAAGAUGGCCGGGAAAUGGCCGAUUUAAAAACCCCAUCGAAAUAUGUUGAUGUAUGCUGUGUUUGUGGUGGCUUUCAAUUUCAAUAAAUGACAGAAGGUCAGCCACAUUUGAUACACUAAACGUUUACCAUAUCCUGUAGGUAGACACGGGAUAAUGUCUGUUGAGUGAUCAAGAAGAUGAGUUGCAAUGCCUUCAUCGACUCGGAAAACAGUGACGAACAUAACACCUGUGUUGUCCUUCUACGGGCAUGUGUGGGGUUGUGUUUGUACACUGCUGAUAAUUUUUUGGUAAGAUGGAGUGUUCGUGCUGGGAGUCAAGCUAUACAGUGCUAUGAAAAAGUAUUUGCCCCCUUUCUAAUUUUCUCUACUUUUGCAUAUUUGUGAUACUGAAUGUUAUCAGAUCUUCAACCAAAACCUAAUAUUAGAUAAAGGGAACAUAAGUGAACAAAUAACACAACAAUUACAUAUUUAUUUCAUUUAUUUCAUAAACAAAGUUAUGCAACACCCAAUUCCCCUGUGUGAAAAAGUAAUUGCCCCCUUACACUCAAUAACUGGUUGUGCCACCUUUAGCUGCAAUGACUCCAACAAAAUGCUUCCUGUAGUUGUUGAUCAGUCUCUCACGUCACUGUGGAGGAAUUUUGGCCCACUCUUCCAUACAGAACUGCUUUAACUCAGUGACGUGUGGGUUUUCAAGCAUGAACUGCUCGUUUCAAGUCCUGCCACAACAUCUCAAUUGGGAUUAGGUCUGGACUUUGACUAGGCCAUUCCAAAACUUCAAAUUUGUUGCUUUUAAGCAAUUUUCAUGUAGAUUUGAUUGUGUGUUUUGGAUCAUUGUCUUGCUGCAUGACCCAGCUGCGCUUCAGCUUCAGCUCACAGACGGAUGGUCUGACAUUCUCCUGUAGAAUUCUCUGAUACAGAGCAGAAUUCAUGGUUCCUUCUAUUAAGGCAAGUCGUCCAGGUCCUGAGGCAGCAAAGCAUCCCCAAACCAUCACACCACCACCACCACCAUGCUUGACCUUUGGUAUGAUGUUCUUACUGUGGAAUGUAGUGUUUGGUUUUCGCCAGGCAUAAUGGGACCCAUCUCGUCCAAAAAGUUGACUCAAGUUUGCCAAAAAGCACCUGGAUGAUCAUCAAGACUCUUGGAAGAACGUUCUAUGGACAGAUGAUUCAAAAGUAUAACUUUUUGGACGACAUAGUUCCAGUAAUGCCUGGCGAAAACCAAGCUCUGUGGUGCCAUAUUCUUUCCAUUUUUUAAUAAUGGAUUUAAUGGUGCUCUGUGGGAUGUUCAAAGUUUCAGAUAUUGUUUUAUAACCCAACCCUGAUCUGUACUUCUCCACAACUUUGUCCCUGACCUGUUUGGAGAGCUCCUUGGUUUUUAUGGUGCCGCUUGCUUGGUGGUGCCCCUUGCUUAGUGGUGUUGCAGACUCUGGGGCCUUUCAGAACAGGUGUAUAAAUACUGAGAUCAUGUGACAGAUCAUGUGACACUUAGAUUGCACACAGGUGGACUUUAUUUAACUAAUUAUGUGACUUCUGAAGGUAAUUGGUUGUACCGGAUCUUAUUUAGGGGCUUCAUAGCAAAGGGGGUGAAUACAUAUGCACGCACCACUUUUCCAUUAUUUAUUUGUUAUAAUUUUUUGAAACAAGUUAUUUUUUUCAUUUCACUUCACCAAUUUUGACUAUUCUGUGUAUGUCCAUUACAUGAAAUCUAAAUAAAAAUCAAUUUAAAUUACAGGUUGUAAUGCAACAAAAUAGGAAAAACGCCAAGGGGGAUUAAUACUUUUGCAAGGCACUGUAUUUGAAGUAUUUGAAAGUAUUUAAAAAUACUAUUUGAAACUUUUUCCAAAUAUAUUUCAAAUAUCCCUAGGACUAAAUAGACCUGGUUCAAAUGUAUGGGAGUAUUUAAAUAUUUGUAUUUGAAAAUAUACUAAUAAUACAUGCCAUUACUUUUCCAAUAAAAAAUAUCAAAAUACUUAAUGUAAUGUAUUUGAAAGUAAUUGAAAUACCUUUUCAACUAGUAUUUGAACCCAGGUCUGACACAGACACGCCCACAUAAUUGAAUUGUUGUUUUACUACCAAUGAAGGAGAAGGAAGUGAUUGAUUGAUGUUUUCUCUCUCCAGUCAGAGACUCUAAAUGUGACUAUCCUGCGGCCUGCAAUGCUAUGGAAACACUGUUGGUUCACAGGGACAUACUCAGGACUCCUCUGUUUGACCAGAUCAUAGACAUGCUCCGUACCGAACGGGUAAGACCACUCACUCACACACAAACAAAUACACAGGUACAGACACACUGACAUAAAGUGAUAUAAUCCUCCUUUUCUCCAACUAAAAUACAGGUUGAAAUCACUCAAAGGUUUCUUGGUUAAAUAAGAUGACUGGUUGGUUGGUGAUAUGAUUUGUUACAUUUUACUACAACUUAUAAUCAAAUAUUCCAUUUAUUUUCCUAGGGUUGAGGUGAGGUGGAUGGGUUUACACAUGUUGAUUAACUGCAUUUCUCAUGUCUCAUUGUUGAUGAUUUAUGCUUCUGAAAACAAAUUCACAAAAAUGAACACUAACAACUUACUAUGCAAUUGAUGAUUAUCAUAAGACGACAUACUACCAAGUAUCACUAAAACUUAGGUUGUGUUUCACAAUGGCAGAUCUAUCUAUGGAACUCUUGUCACGGUUUCGGCCGAGGCUGCCUCUCUCCCUUGUUCGGGCAGGCUUCGGCGUUCGUUGUCUCCGGAAUACUAGCUGCCACCGUUGUAUGUUUCAUGUUCGUUUGCUUUUGUCUGAUUGUUGUCACACCUGUUUUCAUUUAGUGUCAUUAGUGUCCUAUUUAGUUCUCGUUGUGUUUGUCAGGUGUUGUGUGUUAUUGAUUUUUGUCUGUCGUGUGUAGGGCUGAUGUUCGCUAUUUCGCUCGGUUGAGCUUCUCUCCACUGCGUGGAGUGUUUUCGCACCUGUGUAGUGCGCAUUUGUUUUGUGCGCCUUCGUGCGUUAUUUCGCCUUCGGGCAAGUGUUCUCGUAAUUUCCUUGUUGGAGAGUUACUAAAGUCUGUUGGACUAUACUUCGGUGUCCUGCGUUUGAUUCCACCACUACACCCACCUACAGCACGCGUGACAGAAUAACACACCUUUAAAUGGAAUCAGCAGGAGCUGCAGCAGCCCAGACGACGCUGGAGGACCAGGUUCGGGAACAACGGGACCAGAUCCUGCAGAUGGGGACCGCACUGCAGGAGGUGAUCACCACCAUUCGAGGCUGGGGAACGCCUCCACCGCCACCCUCCCUGCCAGCACCAUCGGCCAGUCCGCCCAUUCCAGCACCGGAACCCCGAGGAGUCCGACUCUCGCUCCCGAGGUCCUACGAUGGAACCGCGGCCGGGUGUCAGGGAUUCCUUCUCCAGGUGGAGCUGUACCUGGCCACCGUGCACCCGGCGCCCUCGGGACAUGAGAGCGUGUCCGCCCUGAUCUCCUGCCUUUCCGGGAAGGCAUUGGAAUGGGCCAACGCGGAGUGGAGGAGGAUCGACGCGGACACCAUCACGUACGACGAGUUCUCCCGCCGCUUCAGGGCGGUGUUUGACCAUCCCCCGGAGGGGAAAGCGGCGGGGGAGCGUCUGGUCUUCCUCCGGCAGGGGAGGAGGAGUGCGCAAGAGUUCGCCCUCGAAUUCCGUACUCUAGCGGCAGAUGCAGGGUGGAAUGAUCGGGCUCUCGUCGAUCACUACAGGUGUAGUCUACGAGAGGACGUCCGUCGGGAGCUGGCUUGUAGGGACACCAGCCUCUCGUUCGACCAGUUGGUCGACAUGUCCAUCAGGCUGGAUAACCUACUAGCUACCCGCGGACGUUCCGAGGGGGGUCCGUCCAUUUCACCCUCCAGCGCCUCCGAGCCGUGUCCCAUGGAGCUCGGGGGUGCUGGCGCUAGAGAGAGGAGGGGUCGGCUUACUAGGGGGUCCAUCCCCUGCACCAACUGUGGUCGGGGAGGGGGAUUGUGCGAUAGACCUCCAGGCAGGAGCUGCGCUCCCACGGAGCCAUGUGUAUCCUCUGUCUCAGGAGGAGAAGAAAGCUAUGGAGACUUACAUAGACGAAUCUCUGAGACAAGGAUACAUACGGCCUUCCACUUCCCCUGCGUCCUCGAGUUUCUUUUUUGUGAAGAAGAAGGAUGGUGGUUUGCGCCCAUGCAUCGAUUACCGUGGUCUCAAUCAGAUCACGGUGAAGUACAGUUAUCCACUCCCGCUGAUUGCGACCAUGACUGAGUCCUUGCAUGGGGCGCGUUUCUUCACUAAAUUAGAUCUCAGGAGCGCGUACAACUUGGUGCGCAUCAGGGAGGGCGAUGAAUGGAAGACAGCCUUUAGUACCACCUCGGGCCAUUACGAGUAUCUUGUCAUGCCAUACGGGUUGAUGAACGCUCCGUCAGUUUUCCAAUCAUUCGUGGAUGAGAUCUUCAGGGACAUGCAGGGGCAGGGGGUCGUGGUGUACAUAGAUGACAUUCUCGUGUACUCGCCGACCCGUGUCGAGCAUGUGGCCCUGGUGCGCAGAGUGUUGCGGAGGCUGGUGGAGCACGACCUGUAUGUUAAGGCAGAGAAGUGUCUGUUUUUCCAGGAGUCGGUCUCCUUUUUGGGGUAUCAGUUGUCUGCGUCAGGGGUGAAGAUGGAGGUAGACCGGGUGUCAGCCGUGCGUAAUUGGCAAACACCAACCACUGUGAAGGAGGUGCAGCAGUUUUUGGGGUUUGCGAAUUACUACCGGAGGUUUAUCCGGGGUUUUGGACAGGUGGCAGCUCCCAUCACGUCUCUCUUGAAGGGGGGCCCGGUGCGUCUGCAGUGGUCUGCCGAGGCGGACAGGGCAUUUGGGAGGCUGAAGGACCUGUUUACCUCGGCUCCAGUGCUGGCGCAUCCGGAUCCCUCUUUACCAUUUCAGGUAGAGGUGGACGCGUCUGAGGCCGGUAUAGGAGCCGUGCUUUCACAAAGAUCAGGCGCGCCACCUAAACUCCGCCCCUGUGCUUUUUAUUCCAAGAAGCUCAGUCCGGCGGAGCGAAACUAUGAUGUAGGUGACAGGGAGCUGUUAGGUGUGGUACAGGCCCUAAAGGUGUGGAGGCACUGGCUUGAGGGGGCUCAACACCCUUUCCUCAUUUUGACGGACCACCGUAACCUGGAGUACAUCCGGGCAGCGAGGAGGCUAAACCCUCGGCAGGCUAGAUGGAAUAUGUUUUUGACCCGGUUUACGUUUAAGAUCACGUACAUCCCUGGGUCCCAGAACGGUAAGGCAGAUGCGCUGUCUCGGCGGUAUGACACGGAGGAGAGGUCCGUGGAGCCCACUCCCAUACUGCCGGAGUCGUGUCUGGUGGCACCGGUAGUGUGGGAGGUCGAUGCUGAGCUCGAGCGGGCGUUACGCACCGACCCUAGUCCACCACAGUGCCCGGAGGGUCGGAAGUACGUUCCGCUCGAGGUUCGGGAUCGAUUGAUCUAUUGGGCUCACACGUCACCCUCCUCUGGACAUCCGGGUAUCGGGCGGACAGUGCACUGUCUUAGUGCCAAGUACUGGUGGCCCACGUUGGCAAGGGAUGUGAGGGUUUAUGUUUCCUCCUGCUCGGUGUGCGCCCAGUGUAAGGCGCCUAGACAUCUGCCUAGGGGUAAGUUACUACCCCUGCCCGUGCCACAACGACCAUGGUCCCACCUCUCGGUGGAUUUCCUUACUGACCUUCCUCCUUCACAGGGGAAUACCACUAUACUGGUCGUUGUGGACCGGUUUUCUAAGGCCUGUCGUUUGCUCCCCAUGCCGGGCCUUCCUACCGCCCUGCAAACUGCCGAAGCCCUAUUCACCCAUGUGUUCCGGCACUACGGGGUACCCGAGGAUAUUGUGUCUGAUCGAGGUCCCCAAUUUACCUCCAGAGUCUGGAGGGCCUUUAUGGAGCGGUUGGGGGUCUCGGUGAGCCUCACCUCGGGUUACCACCCGGAGAGUAAUGGGCAGGUGGAACGUGUAAACCAGGAUGUGGGCAGGUUUCUUAGAACAUACUGCCAGGACCGGCCGGAGGAGUGGGCAAGGUACGUUCCCUGGGCCGAAAUGGCCCAGAAUUCCCUACGCCAUUCCUCCACUAACCUAACCCCUUUCCAAUGUGUGUUAGGUUACCAGCCGGUUCUGGCACCCUGGCAGCAGAGCCAGAUCGAGGCUCCUGCGGUGGAUGAGUGGGCGAGGCGCUCGGAGGAGACAUGGAACGCUGCACACGUCCACCUGCAGCGGGCCCUCCGACGUCAUAAGGCGAGCGCCGAUCUCCACCGCAGUGAGGGACCGGUGUACGCACCUGGUGAUCGAGUCUGGCUCUCUACCAGGAACCUGCCCCUCCGCCUGCCCUGUCGGAAACUGGGUCGGCGGUUUGUAGGGCCAUUUAAAGUUCUGGGAAGGUUGAACGAGGUGUGUUAUAAAUUACAGCUACCUGUUGAAUAUAAAAGUAUUAACCCCUCGUUCCAUGUGUCCCUUCUCAGGCCGGUGGUAGCUGGCCCACUCCAAGAAAGUGAGAUCAGGGAGACUCCUCCGCCCCCAUUGGACAUCGAGGGGGCACCGGCGUACUCCGUGAGGUCCAUCUUGGAUUCGAGACGUCGGAUGGGGGGUCUCCAGUAUCUAGUGGAGUGGGAGGGGUACGGUCCGGAGGAGCGGUGCUGGGUGCCGAGGAGAAACAUUUUGGACCCGUCUCUCCUGACGGAAUUCCAUCGUGGGCACCCGACGCACCCUGCUCCGCGUCCUCCGGGUCGUCCCCGAGGCCGGAAUCGGCGCACGUCUGGAGCCGCGCGUCAAGGGGGGGGUACUGUCACGGUUUCGGCCGAGGCUGCCUCUCUCCCUUGUUCGGGCAGGCUUCGGCGUUCGUUGUCUCCGGAAUACUAGCUGCCACCGUUGUAUGUUUCAUGUUCGUUUGCUUUUGUCUGAUUGUUGUCACACCUGUUUUCAUUUAGUGUCAUUAGUGUCCUAUUUUGUUCUCGUUGUGUUUGUCAGGUGUUGUGUGUUAUUGAUUUUUGUCUGUCGUGUGUAGGGCUGAUGUUCGCUAUUUCGCUCGGUUGAGCUUCCCUCCACUGCGUGGAGUGUUUUCGCACCUGUGUAGUGCGCAUUUGUUUUGUGCGCCUUCGUGCGUUAUUUCGCCUUCGGGCAAGUGUUCUCGUAAUUUCCUUGUUGGAGAGUUACUAAAGUCUGUUGGACUAUACUUCGGUGUCCUGCGUUUGAUUCCACCACUACACCCACCUACAGCACGCGUGACAACUCUAUGGAAACUUUGGUCAUUUAUACUUUAACUUUUUUUUUUAUUAUUCAUAUAAAAAAAUUAUCUAAUCAACAAUGACAUUUGCAAUUAUUUUCACAACUGCCACCAGUUUGGCGUCAAAACAUUUACAACAAAGACAUAUUGACAUAGUACAAUAAAUACAAGCGUGUAAAAAUAUAAAGGACAUCCAUGCUGAAACCCUCAUAUUUGUCACGAACAUUGACUGAUGACUCGUGGAACCAAGGCGCAGCGUGAUAAGCGUACAUUUUAUUUAGUACACAACACACGAACAAAACGAACGAUACGUGAAGUCCUGAGGUUACAACAACACAAACCUUUACGGAACAAGAUCCCACAAACUAACUGGUGCCAACAGGCUGCCUAAGUAUGGUCCCCAAUCAGAGACAACGAGCUACAGCUGCCUCUGAUUGGGAACCACCCUGGCCAACAUAGAACUAAACGAUCUAGAACAAAAAACAUAGAAAACCAAACAUAGAAAAUCCACACCCUGGCUCAACAUUUAAGAGUCCCCAGAGCCAGGGCGUGACAUUCCCCCCCCCCCCCCAAAGCCGCGCCACACAAACACAAGAGGGUAGGGGCCGGGUGGGCAUUCCGCCUCGGAGGCGGAUCCGGCUCCGGGCGUGACCACCACCUUUUCUCCACCUCCCCGUUGCACCCCUGGUCUGGUCUGGUCCCGCUGACUGGAGCUGGACCCGACGACGGUGGACCAGACCUUACCGGCUCCGGACUGGAGCCGCUGGCCGGAGCUGGACUGGACACCGGUGGAGCGGAUUGCUCUGGCUCAACAUUUAAGAGUCCCCAGAGCCAGGGCGUGACAAUAUUAAACACAAACGGUAUUCACUAAGUUGAUGGGUUAUAUAUAGGAUAAUGUUUAACAGCUUUGUCAUUCUAUUUUAAUAUAUUUUUUAAAUAAUCUUAUUUUAUUAGUUUAUAUAUUUUACAUGUUAUGAAAAUUCAAUAAAAUCCUUUAAAGUUUCAAAAAUUCCAGUAGUUUACUGGUAAACUUUUAAAGUUACCGGUAAUAUACCCUCCCUUUGUAAUCCUAGAUCCAAACAAAUUAACUGAUUGCUAAACUGGCUGAGUCAGACAACCUUAACUCCCCGAUUGAUUGAUUAAUUCACCGAUCGCUUUAUGUAAUGAUGACCCCCUUCCAUGUGCGACCCCUCUAGGUGACGAUCCACGCUGGCCCCAGGUUCGCCUCCUACCUGACCUUCAGCCCAUUGGAGGUCAAGUCUCUGAGGACAGAGUACGGGGAUCUGGAGUGCUGCAUCGAGGUGGUGGACAGUAUGCAGGAGGCUAUAGAUCAUAUCCACAGAUAUGGCAGCUCCCACACCGACGUCAUUGUUACUGAAAACGGUAGGACUGUCUAGUUGUUAGUUGUGAAAAGUUUCUGUUUUGCUCUUUUGUUUUUAUCUCACCUUGAUUCACCCAGAUUAGUCUGGGUGAGAGAGACCAGAUCUCUCUUCAAGAGAGACCUGCCCCCCCCCCCCCCCCCCCCCCCCCCUUCUCUCUCUCCCUUGCUCUCUCUUUCUCUAAGUGAUGACAGCACUUUUUGGCUCAGUGUUCAACCUCCCUGUGAGACUACUUUGAAGAGGACAGAACUGAUUUGAAUGUAGAACAGGUUUUGCUAAGGGAUCAGCGUUAUUCAUUUAUAUUUAGUUAUAGGACUUAUCGUCAUCUUAAAUGUUAUUGGCCUCUCAAUUUUGAUAAUUCAUUUUGAUUGAGUACUUUACUGACAAUAUCCAAGAUAGGUUGGAUUAUAGAUGUUUAGUUUUGUUGGUACCCUGCAGAGGACAAAAUUUGAAUUAUAGAUGUUUUUUUAGUCGGUUCCCUGCAGACAGCAUUUCUGCCUCAGUUCUACCAUCUAGUGGCCACAGAUUGUACAACACGUAGAACUACAUUGAAUUCUCCAUUGUGUGUAAUGGAUGAAAUAUAUUGUAUAUAGCUGAAGAGAGAUGUUGAUGUUUAAUGAUGAUGACAGUGACAAUGAUGGUAGUUGAUGAUGGUAGUGGUGACAAUGAUGGUGAUGAUGAGGAUUCUUACAGAGGACACAGCGGAGCAGUUCCUGCAGCAGCUGGACAGUGCUUGUGUGUUCUGGAACGCAAUUCGCAGAUGGAUACCGCUUCGGACUAGGUAUGUGUUCAGUAAUUAUUUUUGUAUCACCUCACUUCCUGUUCAACUAUCCUACUCACUCCCUCCCUCCUCUAGGUGCUGAGGUGGGCAUCAGUACAGCUUGUAUCCAUACCCGGGGUCCCAUGGGCCUAGAGGGUCUCCUCACCAGCAUGUGGGUCCUGAGAGGAGACGACCACACCGCAGCAGACUUCUCUGAACAGGGCACCAUAAAGUACCUCCACGAGAACUUGCCAGUCACACAGCCACAGCCCAGACAGAUAGCUGCCCAGAGUGAGGAC